This is a messenger RNA of Bipolaris sorokiniana ND90Pr, 803 nucleotides long. RefSeq lists its product as uncharacterized. Bases 281 to 721 code for a protein of 146 amino acids. The transcript has a single exon. NCBI's taxonomy places the organism in Eukaryota, Fungi, Ascomycota, Dothideomycetes, Pleosporales, Pleosporaceae. The record is from RefSeq and is a predicted model, not a curated record.
CCAUGUACAUUCUGCAGUCUGCACAUAAUUGACAGGCUUCUUGCGGCACCGUGCAAAAGCAGCAUAUUCCGUAGCUUGUCGCUUGCGUCUACUAGCCUCGGCCCCACCACACAAUAUGCACGUGCAUGUAUACGGGGUGUUCGCGUGCAGACUCGUGCCAUACACAUCGACAAGGCGGCAUUGUUUAGUCGACCAGCGAUCGAUGUUGAAGUCCGUCGGGGAAGUAAAUCGUGGUAAGCCGCCGGAGUGGACGAUGGUUUUGUAGUACGAGUUUCCAGUAAUGAGGCGUCUUGCUUGCAGACAUGAUGUUGGGUUGUACAUCAUAUGGCCGACCAAUUGUCCGAAAGAACCCAACACGGGCUGCUUGAUCCAUGGUAUUUUAGGGAGACGCAAUGCCCCCACCCCCAAUCUGUCGCCUAGAAUGGUUGCGGGUCUACGAGGCGUAGGACAGGCCCGACCGGGUAAUAUGGGACAGUCUGGUAUUGUGGGUGAUGGCUUGGCGGACUGCACCCAAGUCGGGGCGUAUGAAGCCUACUCGGAUGAUUUUGGCAAAGAGAGCUGGGUGGAGCUUCUUGACACGCAUGGUCUUGUGUUGGCUUCGAUCUGGACCUGGACUGGGGCUGGGUCUUUCUUCACUAUCGACUGCCACUUUGAUGUCGUCAUCUUGAGCAGGUCCUUGAAGAGGGUAUGGUCGGACGACGACGGGUUUCCGUCCAGAUGAUACAUUGUGUGUGUGUGUUUGGGGAGUUUGUGGAGAAGGAGCAAAAAAAAUAAAAACAAUAGAGGAUAUUGAUGGAGCGGCG